Molecule: messenger RNA, 1420 nt
Organism: Daucus carota subsp. sativus
Lineage: Eukaryota; Viridiplantae; Streptophyta; Magnoliopsida; Apiales; Apiaceae
Product: prohibitin-1, mitochondrial
Exons: 6
Coding region: 148-1014 (288 amino acids)
Biological process (GO): mitochondrion organization
Cellular component (GO): membrane; mitochondrion
Source: RefSeq, a predicted model, not a curated record
GGAUAAGUCAUACAUCAUACAUUUAGUAAAGCCCGAAUAAUACCCUAAACCCCUUCCCCAAGCAGCUGAAGCUCUGCAAAACCCCUCUCUCUCAACCACUUCUCUCAUUCACCACUUCGAUCUCCCUCUAAUCUCUCUCGCUUGAAAAUGAACUUCAGAAAUGUCAAAGUUCCCAAUGUUCCUGGUGGUGGCGCAGCUUCUGCUUUGCUCAAGGUUGGAGCUGUUGCAGCUCUGGGAUUGUAUGCAGUUGGUAACAGUCUUUAUAACGUUGAUGGUGGGCAUCGCGCCAUUGUGUUUAACCGUAUAGUUGGUGUCAAAGACAAGGUUUAUCCUGAAGGAACACAUUUGAUGCUCCCAUGGUUUGAGAGACCAAUUAUUUAUGAUGUCCGUGCCCGACCCCAUCUAGUUGAGAGCACUUCUGGUAGCCGAGAUCUCCAGAUGGUCAAAAUUGGUCUCCGAGUUCUUACUCGACCCAUGGCAAGUCAACUUCCUACAAUUUACCGAACUCUUGGGGAGAACUACAAUGAAAGAGUUCUGCCUUCAAUUAUUCACGAAACCUUGAAAGCUGUGGUUGCCCAGUAUAAUGCCAGCCAACUGAUAACUCAGAGAGAGGCGGUCAGUAGGGAAAUACGCAAGAUACUGACAGAGAGAGCUGCUAAUUUCAACCUUGCCUUGGAUGAUGUGUCCAUUACAACUCUGACUUUUGGUAGAGAAUUUACUGCUGCCAUUGAAGCUAAACAAGUGGCAGCACAGGAAGCUGAGAGAGCCAAGUUUGUUGUGGAAAAAGCUGAGCAAGACAAGAGAAGUGCUAUUAUCAGAGCACAGGGAGAAGCUAAGAGUGCUUCAUUGAUUGGACAAGCUAUUUCCAGCAAUCCAGCUUUUAUCACCCUCAGGAAGAUUGAAGCAGCUAGAGAAAUUGCAAAUGUGAUGGCCAGUGGAAAUAACAAGACCUACUUAAAUUCUGGUGAUCUGUUACUGAACCUUCAUGGGAUGGAUGUUACCCCGGGUAAAUGAUCUAGUAGCAUAAGGUCAAGACAAGUAGAAGCAUAAGAUUGAACUUUUAGCUGGUUUCUUUUGUUGUCUGCCAAAUCUACCUUGUCCUUAAAAAACCAUGAGAGUAUGAUGACCUAUAAUACUAUGCCCUGUAUUUCAAGUAUGGGUGAAUCUCUUCCAAGACUAAUAUUUUGUUUGGUGCUCGUGAUCGAUAUCCAUUAUUGAACCUUUAAUCAGUGGCACGUACACCUCGAAUUAUCCUUAAUCAUCAGUUUUUAUGAUUAUUUUUUGUAAUAAGUUCUGCUUGGAGAAGUCUUGUUUAGUCGAUGUCGCUUGGGCCAUUUUGUAGAUCACACUGGGGAUUUGAAAUAUAGUGGCAAGAGUUUGAACUACCACAGAUUUAUUUAAAUCUCCAUGUUUUUUCUCA